This is a messenger RNA of Aspergillus luchuensis, 1425 nucleotides long. RefSeq lists its product as uncharacterized. The record is from RefSeq and is a predicted model, not a curated record. Bases 1 to 1425 code for a protein of 474 amino acids. Gene Ontology annotation, biological process: mitochondrion organization. The transcript has 3 exons. NCBI's taxonomy places the organism in Eukaryota, Fungi, Ascomycota, Eurotiomycetes, Eurotiales, Aspergillaceae. Gene Ontology annotation, cellular component: SAM complex.
AUGGAAUCUCCACGUGAUAGCACCGGUCCAACAACGCAACCUCCAUCUGUCUGGCCAUCGCCGCAACGACCGGAAAAGAUGGUUCUGGAACUUCAUAUUUGGGGUCCGGCGUUUUCAUUGCCGUCUAUUGAUGCGCAAUGUCUCGCCGCCAUUACGUAUCUGUCCCUGACCGUGCCCAAGGACGCCUGGGUGCUCGUCGCAAGCAGUGAUCCUUCCGUGUCGCCGACUUGCGAAUUGCCUGCCCUCAAAAAUGGCUCAACAUGGGUGAGCCGGUUCCGCAAUAUCGUCGACUACCUUCGUCAGUAUUCGAACGGCGACUGGGACCUGGAUCAGGGUCUCGAUGGACUCGAAAAAGCAGAUAACAUUGCCUUCUCCGCCUUCCUUGAAUCCCGCGCUCAAUCCCUCCUCGACCUCUCCCUCUACGUCACCAGCCAAAACUACUACAACUGCACCUCUCCCUCCUACGGCGCCAUCCUCCAAUGGCCCAACCAAUGGAUCCUCCCUCCGAAACUUCACAGCGCCGCCAAAACCCGCACCGAACAUCUCGGCCUCUCCUCCCUGGACAUACAAGCCAUCGAAGACCAACGGAAACGUGACCACUCCGCCGCCGUCGCAGCAGGCCAGAUCCCCAAGAACCUCAUUCCUCAGCCGCGCGACACCGUUUCAUCCCUAAUCGGCAAAACGGCGCAGCAGAACCAGUUCAAGCUGGAGGCGUUGACCGCGGAACUGUUCGAGCCGCUCGAGGAAAUCCUCAACGGGAAGGGAUACUUUCUGCACACUCGCGAGGACGGACCUACAAGCCUGGACUGUUUGGCGCUGGGAUACCUGAGUCUGGCGCUUGUGCCGGAGCUACCUAACCCCUGGUUGAGGGAUGCGAUGCGCAGCAAGGCGCCCCAGGUGACGGCGUAUACGGAGCGAAUGGUGAAGGAGAUCUUCGGUGUUGUCGAGCUCGAACAUGCUCUUCCUUCGGAUGAUACUAAGAGAUCACGAUCAUCGAUGCUGCCAUGGCAGGCACCGCAGCGAGCCCGGUUGGCUACGAUUGGAAGCACCCUUUACAAUACCCUUGCGGAUGCGACACCUAUCUGGAAGGAUAUCCGCUUGAACAACCGGAUGAAGGAGGCGAUCGAUGACAACGGGGAGCUGAGUGGGAUUGAGCGUAGGACGAUGUCGGCGUUUGCCGCCGCACAGUCGAAGGAUGUAUGGUUGUCGGUUGGGUAUGCGGUUGUGAGCGUUGCGGCAUUUGUUGGGUAUCUUACGUUCCAACCGUCGAUUCGGAAGGGUUGGACACAGACUGUUCAGCCUGUACACGAGGAGGGUGAGUUCGAGGUGGUAGAUGAGGAGGAAGGUGAAGGGGAAGGGAAAAAAGAGGAGGAACUAGAUCUUGAAAUGGACGCGAUGAAGGUUUUGCGUGAUCUUGAUCUAUAG